CAACCCCAGCAUCAGCCUGUCAGCCCCCGACAUCUUGCCCCUGCACUGCACCAUCAGGAAGCUCCGACCUUCCCGGCAUCGCUCCGAGGAGAAAUUGGUGCUGGAGCCCAUCGCUGGUGCCAGCAUCUCCGUCAACUUCGCCGAGGUGGCUCGGACAGUUGUGCUGCGGCACGGGGACCUCCUCUCCCUCGGUCUCUACUACCUGCUCCUCUACAAGGACCCCAUGAAGGCGCAGCUGCCGGUGCAGACCCUGCUGAGGCUGCGGGGCCUGCACCCCCCUGUCCCCGAGGGUCCCCCCAUCUGCGGGGCGUGCGGCAGCCUGCUGAAAGAGAAGGACCCUGCCACCAAAAAGCGGGGUCCCUUGCCCGCCGGUGGCCCCAGGGCACCCCGCAGAAAGCUGCUGCUGGAGUUCGAGCCGGCGGCCGAGGACGUGCUCCUGCGGCGCAUCAUGACCCUGAUUGAACCGGGGGGGGACGACCACAAGCUGACACCCGCCUUCCUCCAGGACCCUGCCACCCUGUCCCGCUUCACCAUCACGGACCUCCUCCCGGACCUACAGCACAUCCUCUUCUGGAUGGCCAACGCCAUCGAGGUCCUCUACUUUGUCCAGCAGAAAUCGCCCACCUACAUCCAGAGCAUGGAGGAGGAGCUGGAUGUCAGAGGCUCCAAGGAGUCUCUGUUCUCCUCGACCAUCACAGCCAGCGAGGAGGCGAUGACGGUGCUGGAGGAGGUGAUCAUGUACACCUUCCAGCAGUGCGUCUACUACAUCUCCAAGUGUCUGUACGUGUCGCUCCCUGCCCUGCUGGAGUGCAACCCCUUCCAGAAUGAGUGCCGGGAGAGCUGGCGGGCAUCCCCGCCGCUGCCCGAGGAGCUCCGUAGGGUCGUGCUCAUCUACCAGGCGACGCUGGACCUGCUCCGCCAGUACGAAGUGCACCCAGAGAUCACCUCCCAGAUGUUCGCCUACCUCUUCUUCUUCUCCAACACCCUGCUCUUCAACCAGCUCCUGGAUAAGGGUCAGUCCUCCUCGAACACCCAGCCCAGACUGGGUAACCCACAGGGGACCAGCCCUUUGGGAGACCCUCCACAGUUCUUCACCAAACUCACCAGCGUGGCCAACCUGCUGGCCAUGCCCGGCUCCCAGCUGGUCCAGAUGACCUGGCCAUCCCUGCGAGCUGAGUUCCCGGCGCUGAGCCCCGCGCAGCUCCACCGGGUGCUGAGCCAGUGCCAGGCGGUGAUGGAUUUGGGCUGCAUCGCAGCGUGGCAGCCCGGUGAGGAGGAGAACCCGGCCAUGUUCCAGCCUGAUGAGAUGUUGGAGUCUUUUGACAACCACCCGCCCAUCAUCCUGCCCAGUGGAGGCUUCAAAGUGGACCUGGAGGUGGAAACGUUGGACGACAACAUCUACCGGCACCUCCUUUACAUCCGCCAUUUCCUCUGGAGCCUGCAGAGCAAGAGCCCCCACACCAGCGAGGGGCCAGGCUCAGCACCCUCAAAGGUAGCCUGUCCCCCACGGAGGGGCUGUUCCUCUCCUGGCGAGCCGCAGCUCCAGGAGAAGCUCAAGCAGCUGCAGCUGGGCAGGGGUCUGGCUCCCAAGGCUGGCACAGCACCCACAGACCCCUCCUGCCUGCUGACACCACCCACCACCCCCCUGAAUUUUGACUCUGGGAGCCUGGAAUCCCCGCAAGGCACCAGCAAGGGGCUGCAGGACCCCCGGAGGAACGGGAUGAAUGGCACCAAAGGCAGCACCCCUGAAGGAUGUUCGCCGACCCCCUAUGACUACCCCACGCCAGAGUCUUCCAGCCGCAGCUCUGCCACCGAUGACUUCUGCUACGUCUUUGUGGUGGAACUGGAGAGAGGACCCAUAGGGCUGGGGAUGGGGCUGAUUGACGGCUUGCACACUCCUCUCUGCUCCCCGGGGAUCUACAUCCGCACCCUGAUUGAGGACAGCCCCGCGGCCGCAGACGGCAGGCUCUCCAUCGGGGACCGCAUCCUGGCUGUCAAUGGCACCAGUCUCAUCGGGGCAGACUACCAAAGUGCAGUGGACCUCAUCCGCUCCGGAGGGAAGAAGCUGCGGUUUCUGGUUGCCAAGUCGGACAUGGAAAUAGCCAAAAAAAUCAGUUCCACCUCCUCUUCCUCCUAG
Messenger RNA from Cariama cristata (Red-legged seriema), 2137 nucleotides. RefSeq names its product Ras association and DIL domains (gene RADIL). Gene Ontology annotation, molecular function: GTPase binding. NCBI's taxonomy places the organism in Eukaryota, Metazoa, Chordata, Aves, Cariamiformes, Cariamidae. The record is from RefSeq and is a predicted model, not a curated record. Gene Ontology annotation, cellular component: microtubule. Gene Ontology annotation, biological process: substrate adhesion-dependent cell spreading; neural crest cell migration.